Messenger RNA from Talaromyces stipitatus ATCC 10500, 650 nucleotides. RefSeq lists its product as uncharacterized. The record is from RefSeq and is a predicted model, not a curated record. The transcript has 3 exons. NCBI's taxonomy places the organism in Eukaryota, Fungi, Ascomycota, Eurotiomycetes, Eurotiales, Trichocomaceae. Bases 136 to 555 code for a protein of 139 amino acids.
GAGAUUUCUAUCCUAAGAAAAAGAUAAAAACAGAAUUCAGUACAUGUCCGCUCUGCACUAUUCCAUAUUCUGACAUUUUAGUAUUCUCAUACUGUACUUAACGAAACUGAUUGCCACCAUAAUAUCAGACACAACAUGGGGGAGCCGCUUUCUGCAAACGCGAUUCGUCUUCUUAACUCAAUCAAAGAUAAAAUCGAUAAAAAUGAUGCUCAGCUUGUUGGGACAGCGUUUAAUUGGGGCCAACGAUAUGGCGGUGGUGAAGUGGAUAAACUCAUAAAAGAGAUGGAGACCGAGUUGCGAACUGAGUUGCGAAAGAAAUAUAAUGUGUUUACCGUCGCUCCGAUGAAAUUUGCUUGUGCAAGUCGAAUGGAAAAGGAUACACUCGUCGCCCCAAUGGAAACAUUCGUAUUCACUCCGCGGGAAGGCGAAAAAUAUACAGUUGAAAAGGGAUCAAUCAUUUACAUGAACGAUGAUCCUGAAGUAUCAGCACCAAGCGCUAGCCAAUCAUCUGUGGACGGGUUUCUUAUUAUCACGAAACAUGUGUCGCAGGUAUAGUGAAUGGAUAUGAACUUUUCUCACAAGAUUUGGUGAAGUUAUCUGCUUCACGUAGUAUAUCAUCAAUAUCAAUAUCAAUUGCUCUUGCGCGUCUA